Molecule: messenger RNA, 1468 nt
Organism: Morus notabilis
Lineage: Eukaryota; Viridiplantae; Streptophyta; Magnoliopsida; Rosales; Moraceae
Exons: 3
Coding region: 155-1249 (364 amino acids)
Source: RefSeq, a predicted model, not a curated record
CUCUCUCUCUCUCACACACACACACACACACAAAUCCCUCCAAAACCCUUAAACGGUUUUUUCUUUUUUUACGUACCACUUGACCAAAACCUUUCUAGAUUUCUUCUGUUUUGCAUCUAUGUGCGUGAUAUAUAUUCACCAAUAACGAAUACGAAUGGAUCACCAUCACCAUCAUGAUCAUGAUCAUCAUGCAGCCGAUGAUCAUGAUCAUCAUGCAGGCGGUGAUCAAGACCACCAAGAAACAAGCAGCUUGUUCCACUCCUACCCUAAUUAUCAUGCAUACUUUGUUCAAAGCCCCUACACCGUCUACUCCUCCAACCCGGAUCACAACAGAAACAGCACCGCUGCCGCCGAGUCCACCUUCCACUCCCCAGCCCGACACGACACGGCCACCCCGAUAAUCCUCCGCCACGACUACUCCCCCUCCUCUCGUGGAUCCAACAACUCCUUCAAUUUGCACCACAAGAAGAUCUCCUACGACGCUCGUAGCCAUGAGACCGAGACCGAGAUAAUUAAUAACACAGAUCUGAACCGCCUGAUCAUCGUGGAUAGUACUAGUUCUAUCCUUGACCACCAUGAUGAUCAUGAUGAGGAUCAGUAUUACUAUGGAGAGAAAAGUAGCUUGUGGAAGAGGAGCUGCUCUUAUGAGAAUUCGGAUCCAACUAUGUGGAUUUGUUUGCAAAUAAGUUGUAGAUUUUUGGUGAGCUUGAGUGUUGCUUUGCUUGUUUUCUAUAUUGCUACAAGACCACCCCCACCUAAGAUCUCCAUUGAGAUGGGGAAAAUUGGUGAGUUUGUGCUAGGGGAAGGAGUGGACGCUUCAGGUGUUACAACAAAGAUAUUGACUUGCAAUUUUUCUCUCAAUCUAAUAAUAGAGAACAAAUCUAAGCUCUUUGGGCUUCAUGUUCAUCCUCCAUCCAUGGAAAUCUCCUUUCAGCGCCUAAUUUUUGCUUUUGCACAUGGUCCUCGAAAGCUAUACGCAGAGAGUGGGGUAACGGCAUUCCCGUUGUACAUAGGAACAAAAAACAAGGCAUUGUACGGAGCAGGAAGAGAGAUGGAGGACAUGUUGGAGUCAGGACAAGGAAUGCCAUUGAUGAUUGGUGUGAAAUUGAGCUCAAGUUUUCGAGUGGUCAUGAAUCUUAUUCACCCCAAAUUCCAUCACCAUGCUCGUUGUUUGUUGCUUCUUCACAAGCCUUACGAUAAAACGCACCCAACUCACUUCUACAAUAGUACAUGCACUACUAUCACAUGAUCAUCAUCAUCAUCAUCAUCACAUUAUUUAUGAGACAUUCAUGGAGCUGGGACAAAUUUCAAUAUAUAUAUAUAUAUAUAAGGAAAUAUUGGAUGGAUUUCCAAAUAAUAUCUUAUGUCUGUUUGGAUAACUGAAAACGAUCGAGUCAUCUAUAAAAGCACAAUAAUAUAUGUAUGUCUUGAUUAGUGCUACCAAAAAAGCAAAUAUGUUUUCAUUACU